UUCCCUCGCCCUCCCGCUCCCUGCCCGUUUCCUUCUGGAGGGGGGGUCUCUCUGCGGCGUGGGUGGCCGUCCUUGUUGCCCGCGGCGGCAGGUCGCGGGAGAGGGAAAUGCCGUCGCUGCCCGGCUCUUCUCUCUUUUCCGGGGUCGCCGUGAUGGUUUGAGUUUUCCUUCUCCGGAGGUGGGGUGGGAAGAAAAAGAAAAAGAAGAAGAAGAAGAAGAAGAAGUCGGGGCCCUUCCCCGCUUGUUCUUGGACGACCUAAGCGUUGAGUGCGCUCUCACCAUCUGGGAAAGUAGCCGGGGAGGGAGAAUCUGAUUGUGAAGGCUUGCGUGUUAUGACGACCCCCAACAAAGGAAACAAAGCCUUGAAGGUGAAGCGGGAGCCAGGGGAGAAUGGGACCAGCUUGACAGAUGAAGAGCUGGUGACCAUGUCUGUACGGGAGUUGAACCAGCAUCUGCGGGGCUUAUCCAAGGAAGAGAUAAUCCAACUCAAGCAACGCCGGCGGACCCUGAAGAACAGAGGCUAUGCUGCCAGCUGCCGGGUCAAGAGGGUAACACAGAAGGAAGAGUUGGAGAAACAGAAGGCAGAACUUCAGCAGGAAGUGGAGAAGCUGGCUUCAGAGAACGCUAGCAUGAAAAUGGAACUUGAUGCCCUGCGCUCCAAGUACGAGGCACUGCAGAACUUCGCCCGGACCGUUGCCCGGAGCCCUGUCACCCCUGCCCGGGGUCCACUUGCUUCCAGCAUGGGGCCCCUUGUUCCCGGCAAAGUUGCCACCACCAGCGUUAUCACAAUAGUUAAAUCCAAAACGGACGCCCGGUCUUAGUGAAACGAGCACUGCCUGGGCUUGUCUGUGCAGGGCAGUUAGGCACAAAGCUCAUCCGGAAUCCCCAAAGCACAACCCUCUCCCAGAUGGCCUAGCCCACACAGGCACACGGCUGGCCUGCUUGUCACUGCAGUUGCUUUGUUUUUAGCUUGUUCUGGUUGGUGGUGUGACUGAUGGUAACACAACCUUUCCAUUGUGAACAGAACCGUCCACCUAGUGUGUUCUGAAAACGGAAGCUGAAGGACCUCGGUACUCUUGCCAAAGAGAUUUUCAGCAGCAUGGAAUCCAUUCUUGGGUAGGAAUAACCCAAAGGGGAGGGAAGAGGUCAUAGAGAGUUGGAAGACCUACUGUCAGUGAUGACUUCAAUACUGUUCUUCCAGGGUUGAGUCAGCUGUCCAGUCUGCUGCUUGUAAAUUGCUUGGUAUGGGGGGGCGUAGUUUGUGUGACCAUUUUUAUAUUACCAUCUUGUUGCACGUUUGAGGUUUGAAGAUGGGAUUCCUUAGGACUUUUCCUGAAGGAGAGGGAAGUGGGGAAAUAGCUAUUUCCUGGUGUCUGUGCUGCAGAGGAAGGAAAGUAGCCAGGAAUGAACACUGUUGUAUCUACCUACCAGAGGAAGUGGGUUACAUUGCAGUGACUACAGGCCAGUUUUGCGCCUAAUGUGUGUUGCACUGAACAAGACCAAAAUCACUAGUUGUUUUCUGUGUUUGGAGAGUAUCCAGUGUCUCUAGUGUGAUGGUUUACACAACUAGUUUAUGUAGUUUAAAUACCCUUUAUUUAAAAGAGAAGCAUUCAUUUAAAGAGUUAUUAAAUGAUCUAAGUUUCAAAUCUACAAUUUGGUGAAGCACUUCUAUUUAACAGUCUCCUUUUAGCCUGAGAAGGUGAGAAUAUAUGAUUGUCAUAUUCUUGGAGACAGAAAAUGCAAAUUUUAAAAGUUUCUCGUUAAGUCUUUGUGGCUCUGAGGUUGGUUUUUAUAAAGAGUUAUUAGACAUUAAUUUAUAAAUAACAUAGGAAAAACAAAAACAAAAAAGAGGCUAGUCCUGUUUGAUAUCUUUUUGCAAUUGUACCAAAAGUGACUUAUUCUUGAAUUCCCCAUCUGCUUCUUUUGUAUUCCUGUUGUAUUUAGUUGUCUGUGCUCUGGGGUCUUUUGUGGCGCUGUGACGUGAUGGUGCCGGUGGCCACUUUGCUGUGUGGGUGUCCUGUGAGCAUUUGUUCGUUCAGCUUUCCCAGGGCUGAGUGCAGGUUUUCUUGGGCCAGUAGACCUUCUCAAAGGUUCUGUCUCCUGAGAAAAAUUACCUGAAUCUGAAGCCUGAAAAGAAUCUGUUCUUUUAAGAGGUUAACAAAACUGCUUAAUGAUAGCUGGCAGACAGUGUUGCAUUACGUAAUGUCACUUGUAUUGCAAUUGCCAUUGCAGUUGCCACAAUGGGGGCUGGAUGUUCCUAAAGGUUGAAUCCAGAAUUGCAACAGUAAUGUGUUGGAAGGGAUCACUCCUGUUAAUGUAGGAAUAUGAAACAAUUUACAACAUAUCAUACAAAGGGUCCACAAAAUAUGUUUUCUAGAGUUGGACUGUAUGUAGCAUUUGUGAAGAUCCACUAUUAUGGCAGGAUACUUUUGUUGGUAAUACUACAGAGAUUUUGUUAUCUCCUGCCUGUUUCCUUCUAUGUUUUAGCAUGUUGAGCAUUACUUAAGGAUCUAAGCCAGAAACUCAACAAGGUCUAAAGAGCAUGUGAUGGUCAACAUGACACAGGGAAGUUCAAAUUCAUUGUUUUAUCUUCUGGCUACAUAGUCUUAUGGGAAACCUAAUCUAGUUUCUCUGAAAGAGCUAGUCAUUACAAAGAAAGUUGCUUUAUUUCUCUAUUGCUUGCCUUGUAAUUGGCCUACAGGGAGGGAAUGAUGGGUGUGUUACCAAGAGGACCAUGUGAGUUUGUGUCUAGGUGGGCAAUUGACCUUUUGCCCAGAAAAUUGCAAUCAGAAUGAGCACAAUUACUGACAUCUGGUAAGCAUUGAGUACUAGCCUAUUCAGAAGACUCGAGGUCACCAUAUUUGGCCAUUUUCUAGUUAACAGAUACUAGAACCUGUUUUAAUGACACAGGUAGUGAAUUCUGGAAAUUUCCACAGCUGAGACUGGGCUCAAAAACCUCUUGUGGCUUUUCAGAAACUUUCAACUACAUGCUGGCCUCCUAGUUAGAAAGAAAAAGAAGCUUUAAUAACUUUUAAAGCAGGGUUAAUACAUUCAAAUGAGCUCUAAGGCAAGUUCCUGUCCAGAAACAACUAUUCACAAAAAUCAGCUGAGAAUCCAUUCCUUGGCAAUGAUAUUUCUGAUAUCUAUUAACUGGCAAAGUUUUGUUGCCUAGAGUAUGCUGGAGGGGAAAAGGCUUUUAAUGAGGACUUACCUUCAAAAUGUCUUCAUCAUAUCUGCUGGAACCCCCUUUUUUCUCAUUGUAAGACCAUGGUCCUCUGCAGACUAUUCACCUGAAAUAGAGGGAGGGGCACUAGUUCUUUACAGUAUCUCAGCUGCUCUUUUGACACAGUAGAUUGGAGGUGUUUUUAAUUGUUGUUUUUUGUGCUAUUCUUGGCAUAUGUGCAAAAUACGGCUGGGGGAUACAUAGGCACUAAGAACAGCAAACUUCAGAGAAAGAGAAAAAUAAGGAACCAUAUUUUAAUGUGAACAUGCACUUCCCCUGGCUCCAGAUUCUACCCAGAAAUCACCAUUGCCAUAUUAGUUGUUACUUUUUAUUUUAGAUUUAAAAGGAAUGGAUCCACAGGUUGCUGCAUACAGUUAUUACUAAAUAUUGUCUUACUAAGUCAUUUAGGUUUUGGAUCUUAAAAACUAUACCUGUGUGAAAUAAAUUGCUCUGAACUGUGUUGAGGUUACUAAAAACUGAUAAUUCCUCUUGGAAUAUGUUUUAUCACUGCUAAUUUGAAAGUCUUAGAAACCAGCGCAGAUCUGUGCUGAAUUAAUAGAGCCAGAAAUUUCCUAUGUCUAAGUGUUCCAUAUCACUCUACCUCCUUGCAUCUUUCUCUCCAUCCUAAGCUGUAGAAAAUUUCUUCCAUUCGUUGCCUUCCACUUUCUAGUCCUUGCCAAAGAAGUCCAAAUUCUGUGAAAACCAAACAAUUGUAAUCAAAAUAAGCAAUGUUCAUGCUUUCAUGUCAAACAUGCAAAUGAAAAUGUGUAAUUGGGACUUUCUCACCAUCAAAUUUAUAAACAAGAGGUGGGUUCUGGAUUGAACUUUUAGGUCUCCUGGUCAUAGCUUCCUUUGAGAGUUGCAUGAAAGGCAUUUAUGUCACCUGGAUGUAUGUAUGAGGAAACAACUCUUAUAUCUGAGCUGCCUGCUAUUUUAAUUCAAGAAUUUGCCUCUCCAUCGUUUGGCAUGCUUCUCUGUGCCAUAUUUGCACAUUGCCCCAAGGAAAGCAAGGUGAAGACAUUGGUGAUAGUUCCAUGCUGUUAAAAUACAGUUCUGUGUUGGAGUGCAUUUCUGAAAUAGGAAUUUGUUUUCAGCCAGAUGAAUAGUUUCAGAUCCCUUCAGUUCAUCCUAUAUCAUCCUAGACCAGGGGUGUCAAACUCACAUCGUCACAGUGGCAUCAUGUGAUAUAUUACAGCUUUUUUCCUCUUAGCUAAACCAGGAAUGGGCAUGGCCAGCACAUGACUCAUCUGACCCACAGCCCUUGAGUUUGACACCUCUGUCCUAGACAUUUCUGGAUUGGCAGUCUUUACUCCUUAGAAUUGGCUAAAUAAAUUUCUUUCGAUGCUUCUUCCUGGGUUGUUUGUUUUACGAUGGAGAUUCUGGAUGCCAUGAGAAGCCUCUGAUAAAGAAAGUCUGUCCUCAAGGAUUUUGCAAGAGUGGCUAGGUUGUUUUUUUUUGUAGCAAACUAAUAGUGUUCUGGCACUUUAAAAACUAUUACAUCAUCUUUUGUGGAUUAGAAUUUACUUCGUCAGAUCCAUGAGAUGAUAUUAAAUUGGCUCUGAUAUAUGUGUAUAAAUACAACUAUCUAGACACAUUUUAAAUAUAAAAAAGUACAGGCUAAUAAUUUUAUUAAAUUGUAUACACGCACACAUACAUUAAUACUAUAGUUUCCAUUUUCUGCACAGUUGGUAACAAACAUUACAAGGUAUAUUAUCUGCAUUAGUCUUUUAGUGGUCACUAAAACAUUAAAUAUAUUUGAAGUGCAAUCUAUAUUUCUUGCUGUUAGAUUUUGACUAUUCUUCCUACAGUAAUUUUUUUCCAUAAACAACCUAUUUAUAGUAUUAAUUGGCCAAUUUGGGAUAAUACUUCAUCUAUUGAAGUUGACUUGUCCACAUAAAUCUAUGCCAUAAUAUAUUUGCUUGUCUUUAAUGUGCCACAAGACUCAGUCUUUCCCUCUAAAGAUGCACCUUUUGCCCUUUUCCACGCUAGAUCAGCGAGAUGGUAUCUUCAUCUGAGUGGGUCGCAAGACAUUCUUAUAAGUAAGUGGAUAUUUAUUGAACAAUCUGGCUCCAGAACUCAGUGGUAAAUCUUCCAACUGGAGGUUGGGGAGAAGACAAGGGAACCCUUCAUACCUCCCAGCUUCCUUCACUCUCAGUCUGUCUCCUAGUGUUUUUUCUGUCCUAGAUUCCCCUUUCAAGCUCUUGCCCCUCAAUUUGUUUUCUGGUAUAUAGCAUUCAGAGUGUGAUGGUUCUUGUUUUAUAGGUGACUGUUUGGUUUUCCUGCUGUGAAGUGUGUUUUCGUUUUGUUGUUUUGUUUUGAAUGGGGCAUUUUGCUUGAUGCAACAGGUGGGGAGUGUUGCUUUCUACCUGGAUGCAGAACAGCUCUGUGAAGUAGAAUUCCGCCCUCAUGUGGCUGGCUUUGGGUGGGUGGGAAAGGUAGGGUUGUUUUAUGUCGUGGUGAAUUAUGUAAAAGUGAUAUUUUGGAUAAUGAAACAACUUUUUCUUUCCAGAAAAAAUCAAGAAAAACUGCAGGUUAAGAACUGAGGAAUGUGAUGGUUAGCAAUGGGUAUAGGCUACUCAGAUGUUAGGUCCUUGUGGAAUAUGUUCCUGGAUGAAAUAGAUGCAGGAGCAGGAGGGAAUGACGUACUGUGCAUAGAAGACAUUCAACAUUUGUUGUUCCUUGUGUCAUUGAUCAAGUUUUUGCAUCUGCUGUACACUGGCACAUCCCAGUGAAGUAGGAUAGAUAGCAUUUCACUAUAAUCUAGCAGUAAGCAGAGCUGGCAUAUCUAUAUAUUACUUUCACUUGGACUAGUAGUGUGUUCCAGUGGUACCCCUUGUCUUCUGUGCCAGUGAAGAUAGAAGCACUUUCUGACAACUUGCCUUUCACCUCUUUCUGAUAUCUCAAACUGUAUUUUGUUAGUAAAAUAAUUAACAUGCAGGAAUCUUCCUUUCUGGUUUAAUAGCACUGCUGCUGUUUCCUGUAAUAUAACAGGUGAACAGCUGUGACUGCUCAUACAAAGGAUUGUUCCUCCCUAUACCAAAAGGAUCACACAAUGGUCUAGCUGUGAGCUUCAGGGAGGUUCUUCCAAGUAGUGAGGACUUUUCCCCCUUCCAGGUCUGAUAUACAGUAUAUGUGAGCUCUAGAUGCUUGCAGCUGACACUUGCAGGAAUGAGAGGCACUGCACAGUUGAGUGAAUAGUCUCCUGAUUCCCAAUAAAGAUACGUCACUAUCUGGCUAUGCAAAGGUGUUUGGGAUUCCCGUGCCAUUUCAAGUGCGACUUGUCCUUGUCCUCACCUGCGGUUUGCUCUGAAUUUAUUACAUCCUUUGUCAAACUGGAAUAUUAUGGAGAAACUAAAUUAUACUUGGUGUACUUAAUUGAACUGAUGGACUGUUCCUCCCCACUCUCUAAAUGUUGAAGAUAGUCCUUAAAAAUAUUAAUGGAAAUGACUUCACUACUGCUUUAAAAUGUUUGUUUAAAAGGUUGGGGAGGAACAUUUUGAUAAUAAGAAAUUCAGUCUCCAAAGCUAAUACAACUGGAGAUGAAUUCUAUAUGUUAGGGGUGUAAAAGCAUACUGUCAUGUUCUGGGUCUCUCCUGUACAACAGUCGAAACCCAAGUAAUUAAUCAGUAUUUAUUGCUAAAUUAUUGUCCUUUUUCAAUCUGUAGAUAACUGUUGGGGAUUUGUUGCCACAGCCCCAGUGGAGGUGUUGUUAAUUUAUUUAUGUAUAUAGUGUAUGUUGAUAUGAAGCAUUCUUUAUUUUGUAUAUGACCAAUAAACAUCUUUAAAGAGG
Messenger RNA from Pseudonaja textilis, 7013 nucleotides. It is a transcript of the gene MAFG, whose product is annotated as MAF bZIP transcription factor G. Gene Ontology annotation, cellular component: nucleus. Gene Ontology annotation, molecular function: DNA-binding transcription factor activity, RNA polymerase II-specific; RNA polymerase II cis-regulatory region sequence-specific DNA binding. Gene Ontology annotation, biological process: regulation of transcription by RNA polymerase II; regulation of epidermal cell differentiation. NCBI's taxonomy places the organism in Eukaryota, Metazoa, Chordata, Lepidosauria, Squamata, Elapidae. The record is from RefSeq and is a predicted model, not a curated record.